This is a messenger RNA of Vicia faba (fava bean), 840 nucleotides long. The record is from the annotation of a GenBank genome assembly. Lineage: Eukaryota; Viridiplantae; Streptophyta; Magnoliopsida; Fabales; Fabaceae.
AUGGAGUCAACGUGCAUCGAUACUUCACUCAAUCUUAGCAACCUCAAUCUUCCUUACACAUACAAGGACGAAGUUUUGGUCGAAGAGUUACAACGUCUGAGUUGCGAGAACAGAAGACUAAGUGAAACAUUGACAAACAUGUGUGAGAGUUAUGAAGCUAUGCAAAAGCAAUUGAGUCAAUUGAUAAUGAAACAAAAUCUUGAAAACCAAACACAAAGGAAGAGAAAAUUUGAGAGUGAAAGUUGCAUGAAUAUGUUUGGUGGUGUUAGAGAGUGCAGCAAUGUUAGUGAUGAAGAAUCAUUGAUGAAAAGACCUUGUAGAGAUGUUUCAUCACCAAAGGCUUAUAAGGUUCUUGUGAAGACAGAAGCAUCUAGUAAUAGCUUGUAUGUGAUGGAUGGAUAUCAAUGGAGGAAAUAUGGUCAGAAGGUUACUAGAGAUAAUCCUUCUCCUAGAGCUUACUUUAGAUGCUCCAAAGCUCCAAAUUGCCCGGUUAAAAAGAAGGUGCAAAAAAGUUUAGAAGACCCAACUAUACUAGUUGCAACAUAUGAAGGAGAGCACAACCAUGAUCAUGAAAAAGCUGAAAUAUCAAUGAUAUCAAGCCAAUGUGAAGAAGCCCGUUUAGGUUCAGUUCAUGUUUCUUCACCUAAACAAAUUAUGGAAAUGACUUCUCCAACCAUGAGACUUAAUUUGGUUGACAAUGUUCCAAAAUCAUCUAUCCAACAAUUUUUGGUUCAACAAAUGGCUACUUCUUUGACUAAUGAUCCCAAUUUCACUACAGCACUUGCUAAUGCUAUUUCAGGAAGAAUUAUAGGCAAUGCUUCUAAUAAAGCUAGAUUUUGA